AUUGUCACAGAAAUACAGCUGAGAGAAAAGAAGCCGAGAAGUCUGCCUCGGUCUGAUGGGUGUGGUCUGUAUAACUUUGAUGCUCUGGAUUUGUCUGGAGGGUUGAGGAUCGUCCUGGUGGGCAAGACUGGAUCAGGGAAAAGUGCAACAGGGAACACCAUCCUGGGAAGAACGGUCUUCAAGGAGGACCCAAGUCCAGUUUCUGUGACGAAACACUGUGAGACGCAGAACGGGGAGGUGGAUGGGGUUCCAGUCCAAGUGAUAGAUACUCCAGGUCUGUUUGAUACGGGCAUCACCGAGGAGGAAUUAAAGUCCAGAAUAGAGGAGUGUGUCAAAAUGUCCGUUCCUGGACCUCAUGCCUUCCUGCUGGUGAUCAGGCUUGGUGUCAGGUUCACAGAGGAGGAGAGAAACGCCGUGAAGUGGAUCCAGGACAACUUUGGGGACGAUGCCUCCAUGUACACUAUCAUGCUGUUUACGUGUAAAGACCAGGCGAAAGCCGACAACGCUCUGAAGGAGUGCAAGGAGCUCCGGAGACUUUCGAUCACGUUUGGACGCAGAUACCACGCCUUUAACAACAACGACGCCGACGACCGCCUGCAGGUCACAGAGCUGAUCAGCAUGAUCAGAGAAAUGAUACAGGAUAACGGCGGGCAACACUACACCAAUGAGAUGUAUGAGAAGGCCCAGAGGAAGCUGCGAGAGGAGGAGGAGCGAAGGAAGCAGGAAGAGGAAGAGAAGAAAGAAGAGGAGAGGAAAGUGUGGGAUGCAGAGAGAGAGAAGCAGCAGAAAGAGAGAGAAAAGAAGAAAAAAGGGAAAAGGAAGAACAUCUGUGCGGCCGCGGCUGCUGCUGUCGUGCUGGUGUUUGCCGGGGUGAUUAUAGCAGUGUGCGCUAACACCACAGUAGCUCUGGCUUUAGGAACUCCUGCUCUUCUCCUCGGAGUUUUAUGUGGCUUAGCUGCCAUGUUAACAUGGAAGAACAUAAAAUGUAAACCUAAAGAAUACAGUUUCUCUUUCUAUCUGCUGUAUAAAAAGAUGCCUUUAACCGCAGCUGCAGAUUCCUGCUCUCCAGCUGUAAAAGAUCUGAGGAUUGUGCUGCUUGGAAAAACUGGAUCGGGUAAGAGUGCGACAGGGAACACCAUCCUGAAACGGGAAGCUUUUACUUCAAAGAUAUCUCCAGUUCCUGUGACAAAGAAAUGCAUGAAAGAAACUGGACACUUAGAUGAACGAACUGUGAGUGUUGUUGACACCCCUGGGAUCUUUGAUACAUCGACUGAAGAGAAACAGUUGAAAGAGGAAAUAGAGAACUGUAUCGUGCUGUCUCUCCCAGGACCACAUAUUUUCCUGUUGGUCAUUCGUCUGGAUGUUCGCUUCACAGAUGAGGAGAAGAAUGCUGUUCAGUGGAUCACAGAAAACUUUGGAGAGGAAGCCUCCAAGUAUACAAUAGUUGUUUUCACCAGAGGAGAUGAACUCCAGGAACCUAUUGAGAGCUAUUUGCACGAAAGUCCUGAUUUGAGGAAGCUCACCAGUGACUGUAAAGCUGGAUACAUUGUGUUUGACAAUACAUGUGUAGAAAAUCGUUUUCAGGUCGCUGAUUUGUUUAAACAAAUAGACAUGAUAGUUCAGUCAAAUGGUGGCCAUUAUACCAGCAGCAUAUACAAAGAGGCCCAGAGGAAACUGUGGUGGCGUGGAGUUGGAGACAACCUUAAGACUGCAGGUCCUUAUUUAGUGGGAGCAGCGGCCAUAGUCAGUCCAGCUCUUUCAACUGGUGUUAGGGGAGCUACCGGUAAUCGUUUGUUGUUAAUGGCUGGAGUUGCAGGAGAGGCCAUACGAGUCAGGCGCAUGACUCCAUGGGCGGUAGAAAAAGGUGGGGGCCUUGGCACUCAGACUCUGGCUUAA
This is a messenger RNA of Nematolebias whitei (Rio pearlfish), 1896 nucleotides long. RefSeq lists its product as uncharacterized. The transcript is spliced from 5 exons. The annotation marks the transcript as partial. The record is from RefSeq and is a predicted model, not a curated record. Gene Ontology annotation, molecular function: GTP binding. NCBI's taxonomy places the organism in Eukaryota, Metazoa, Chordata, Actinopteri, Cyprinodontiformes, Rivulidae.